Messenger RNA from Mercenaria mercenaria, 4060 nucleotides. RefSeq lists its product as uncharacterized. Lineage: Eukaryota; Metazoa; Mollusca; Bivalvia; Venerida; Veneridae. The transcript is spliced from 7 exons. The record is from RefSeq and is a predicted model, not a curated record. The coding region runs from base 124 to 1029 and encodes 301 amino acids.
AAUAAUAAUCAGCAGAGGGCGACCUUGAAGUGAUGCUGGAUACAUUGCAGAUAUAAAAGUGGAAACAAAAUAUCAUUAAAAAAGUUCUUACACACUCUCUGAUUGUUUUUACUGUCAAAAGUAAUGGAGAAUAUAUUUUGGAAUAUGAAUCUGUUCGUUAUAGUAACUGUGCUAUCAUUGGUAAAAUACGGGGUCCAUGGUGGCUGCGUGGCUGAUAAAACGGCAACGGUAAAGCCCUGCUUUGACCAGCUCAAGACAAAUAUGGAAUCCCAGAAUCCAACGGAUAUUAACGACUUUUUAUGCGGUGAUUCGCAGAAAGAUCGUCUUGACUGUGUUAUUAAAGGUUUCAACGAUUGCCGAGAUUUUAAGGAUGAAUCUUUCAUUGGCGAUCUGAAACAUGCAUCAGGAUUCCAUGCAAAGGACCUUUUUCAUGUUAGCUCAGCGGAUGAGUUUUGCAAAUGUGCACCAACAUUUACUUGUAUGGAAAAGAUAGAGACGGAAAAGUUAGGUAUUGACCUUGACGAAGGCCCCUGGGAGCAAAUUGCCAAUCAGGAAUACAUUUGCGGUUUAGGCCGCAAUAAUAUUGACUGUGUUGCCAAGUCACUUCCAACUUGUGUUGACUAUUUACAAUAUAAGCACAACGAAACAGUUGGAGACAACUUGGAAGGACAUGUGGACGUGAACAGCUUGCAGUAUGCAUCGAAUUAUGCUGAAAGGCAAUGCAAAAACUGGCCAGAUGAGGAUAAUGACCAUGUUUGUACAAUGAAAAGGGUAGGCUGGCAGUCUGUAGAAUACUGUCAUGAUGAUAUAGAUCAUCUUGUAAAAGAUUCUGAUAAAAUAUGCGGAAUGCGAUCAUGUGUUGAAAAGGCGAUGUCUACUUGCCCAAAAGGUGAAAUGGAAUAUUUUAUCGACGCCAUCAAUGUAUUCAGCGACACCAAGAUCAGUACAGUAAAAUGUUCGUCAGCUAAAGGCAUAGUUGCCUCGAUGUUCAGUACAAUCUUCCUAUGUUUAGUGUGUAUUCUAUUCUAGAGUUAUUCCAUUUCCUAGGUUUGCUUUUAUACAUCGUUGUAGUUACCUCCAAGUCAAUAGCUCAAUAAACUACGACCCGCAUUCAUCAACGCUUUUAACUUUGAAUUUGAAAGGUCUUGAAGUAUUUUCAUGAAACUUCACUUGAAGAUAAUUGCUGUAAUAAGUCUUUUCAGGAAAAGGUCUGUACAUUUGCAAAAUGAUUAUUUUCUCUAUUUGGAAUACCGGUUUGAAUCGUUGAUAAAUAUGGGCCCAGGACCUUAUGAUUAUUAGUAUAACUGAAAUAGUUGAUACAUACAACAUUUGCUGAUCCAAAACUAAACAUUUUUUUAUAUAUGUAUAUCGUUUUGACCUUCAAGAAGGUCAAUAAACCAAAAAUAAUUGGUGCACGCAUUAUUUGCUGUUUCAAAACCAAAACAAUUGAUGAGAAGUUAUCCUUGAUGAAAGGCCCUUUGAAUAUAUGUUUAACUCACAUAGCAUUCACUGAGUUUGAACUAUAGACAAAACAAUAUUUUAUUCAGUCCUAGAUAUAAAUAGAUAUCGAAUGAUGAACAUAACUUGAUGUGAGCGCUGAUGGAUGGUAAUUAUGCUUUAUGCAAAAUACUUGUAGUGUAACUGUGUAUCAAAACUGUGUUAGUUUUUUUUUCUACCUUUUUAACAUAAUAUUAAAUGGAAUCUGUAAAUGCAAAAAAUACAUUGAAAACUUUAUCCUGAAAACACAUGUUUUUAUCUCGUUUAACUUUUCAUUUUAAAUUCAAAACUAGACACAUGUAUACAUUCAAGCCUCGGCACAUUCGAUGACCUCGUUGUAUCUCAGCAAACCCUUUUAAUAAGCAAAAGUGCCUUUUAAAAUAAGGCAUACGUGUCCAUGAACAUUUUUUUUUAUAAUUGAGAGACAAUUUACAGAAGAUUUAUUUAUUUCAUAGCUUACAUGAGGAAGAUUACAAUGUUAAUUUAGAACUGGGCCUAGAGAUUUUUUCUGAGCAUUUACUGUUACAGUAGGCCUAUAUGAUGUAGUAGAAUGAUGCGACAUAACUUUCCUCUUUUUCAACUUCAAUAUCACGACAUAAUUCUCCACUUUUGAAUUUCAAUAACACCACACAUUUUACCUCUGAAUUUCAAUAUUACCAUUUUUACAAGUUAAGACCCUUUUAGCAUCUUUGGCAUCUCUCAGACAUUACAAAGUGUAGAAAGUCUAAUCAUAGUUUAUCACAUUUUCACUUGUAUAUGAAUUACUCUGUUAAAUGGGUAUCAAUGCAUUGUUUCUGUGAAACAGAUCAAAGAUACGUUAAGUCAAUUAAAAGAAACAGAAAUCUUUAUUUUUGGCAUUCUAUUUAACAAUUUCAUGCUGCCAAAGUCCCUAUUUCACAAGAUCUUAAGUUGCGUCAAAUCGCCAAUAGAAAUUUGACCCUGGGGAUCUUAUAAUCUUAACUAGUCGGUGGAGAGAAAAUAAAUGGUAUGUUACUGGGUUUGUUACAAUCUACAUCACCCCUAACUUGUCAUAUAUACUAUAAUAUAGCUUAGUUUUACGCAUUUGUAUCAUAUAAGUACUAUACAUGAAAACUUACGUUUAUAUGAUAAUUCUCUGACAAAGUUGAACAUCCAUUUAGGCAGUAUAAUUGUGUUUUUGUACAUUUAUAUAUUUUUAGGUUUACUUGUAUGAUGAGAUAUAUUGACAUGUGUAUAUGUUGCUUAGAUAUAUAGAGCAUCUCCUUUUUUAGAGAAAACCAUAUGUUAUUAAAUGAAUUCUUGUUUGGUUGAAGGUAUCAUUGCUCAUAAUUGUGUGUAUCUCUUCUGUUCUGAUCUAUAUUAAGUGUGUAAAGCGCCUUUGAGCGUAUUUAUUAUAAAAAGGGCGCUAUAUAAAUGUGGUUUAAUGUAUAGUAUAAAGGUCCGAGGUGUUCACUACUUUAUCUACUUAUGAAGCCUUACCAUGCUGGGCACGAUUGAUUCUGCCUUUGCGACCAGUGUAGAUCAUGAUCUACAACUGUUCGCUAUUCAGCAAGUAUCCUUUUGGUAAGCACCCCUUUCAACGGUUAAUGGUACUGUCCAAAUUGGAAAUGGACAAGUUCAUUAUAACAGAAAUUUGGCAAGGUAAGAGUUAAGCUAUCCAGUGGAUAACUUGGUUCGUAUCUGUGUAUGAUAAUACAUAAUAACUCUAUUUGUAACAAUAACAUUUGUGAUAUUGAACAGAUUUAGUGACGAUUCUAUUUGUUUCAUUGAUGUAUUUGAAGCACGAAAGUUUUAAUAUUUAACCAGCACACAACUUAACCUUUUGAGAGAUUAUAGUUGAAGUACAGAGCGGUUCAGACAUUUUGUAUGUUUUCAAUGUUGGAAUAAUAACAUUGAUAUUGGGAAAAGAAUUUUGUCUAGGAACACCAAAAGUAGUCACAUUUAAUAAACAUAUUGUUCUUUUGCACUUUUUCAUUAUGAGGUGAAGGGCCUAUCAUUACUAUGAGCCAAGUCACAUCUGAACCGGUCACUGUAUGAUAUCCUGAAAUUGAUUUAUGCCUUAUUGCUUGAAAAAUUUUCAUAGUGGCAUGCAUGUUUUUCAGACAGUUCUUUUUACAUAUCGUUUUGACAUCAUUCCUUAAUUAUUUAAAGUUCUUCCAUUUGUAUGUUAGAUUCACAUUAUGUAGUAUCCAGAGCGGUUGUAUAUAAGAUCGAAAUUUAAUCCAAGUUUCUAGUUAAAAAGCGCAACUUCCGUAUUUAAAAUGAGGAAACAUUGAUAAGAAAACCAUAAAUGUUACAAUAGCACAUGCAUAUAGAUUCACUAUAAGCACACCAUGUCGGAAUUUUUAAAUCACGUAAUAUGAGCUAUUUUAUGGCCAUAAAAUAGCGGUCAAAACUUCUGUCUGUAUUUUCAUAUCUAUUUGUGACAAAUAAGCAAUAAUUAUUCAAUUACUACGAAAAAAAACCUUAUAUAUGUUUUUAUUUCUAACUUUGAAUUGUGCUGUGUAUUUACACAUUUUUGUAUAUUAUAUUGUCAGUCAGAUAUUGUGUGAGUAUCUGUUGUAAUAAAACUGGUGUGAAAGAA